Tripterygium wilfordii is the source of this 905-nucleotide messenger RNA. RefSeq lists its product as uncharacterized. The record is from RefSeq and is a predicted model, not a curated record. The coding region runs from base 163 to 714 and encodes 183 amino acids. NCBI's taxonomy places the organism in Eukaryota, Viridiplantae, Streptophyta, Magnoliopsida, Celastrales, Celastraceae. The transcript has 3 exons.
UACCUGUCACCAAUUCUACAUAUAAUACCAUAUUAAUUAUCUGGACAUAUAAAUUGUCGUCAGUUUUGCGUAUUAUCUCCUAUAAAUACCACAACCCUUUUAACCCUUAAAUCAUCACAAACCAGAAAAAACAGAGCCAAUAUCACAUUUUCUUUCACCAAAAUGGCUCUGGUUGUGUUCCUUGCUUUGUCGCUGAUCUUUCACGGAGCUCUUGGUGAACUGGUGUGCGAGCGGCUGCCGGAGGAUCUGUGUUCGUUUGCGGUUUCAUCAUCUGGGAAUCGAUGCUUGUUAGAGAAGGACACGUAUAGUGAUGGAAUUGUGAAGCAUCAGUGCAAGACUUCCGAGGUUUUGGUUGAAGGAAUCAUGAGAGAAGUCGUUGAAACCGAUGAUUGUGUUAAUGCUUGUGGUCUUGAUAGGUACACUGUCGGAAUCUCAUCGGAUUCUCUCUUUGACCGUCACUUCACUGCCAAGCUUUGUUCACCGGAUUGUUAUCAGGGUUGCCCCAAUAUUGUUGAUCUCUACUCAAACUUGUUUCUUGGAGAAGGAGCUAAUUUGCCAUUAGCAUGUGAGAAGCAGAGAGCUAAUACGCACCGUUUCAUGAUUGAACUCCAAACCUCUAAUGCAGCAGCACCACAACAAUACUAUGCCCGGAAUUACCUUGGUCCCAGCGCUGAACCAUACCUUUUUGACGACAUUGCUCCAUCUGCUCUGUGAUUACUUGUGUUGAUUGCAGCUGCUACUUAUACAUGCUUUUUAGUUUCUUUCCCCUGUUUAGGGUUGUUAAUUUUAUAAUUUAGAAUCAUUUAAGGAUUAUGGCGUGGUUGUAAUUUGAUGAUAUUGUGAUUUGAGAUUAAUGUGACUACAUUACACUUUGUUUCUUUCAAUAAUAACAAGUUCCUUGACUC